Aspergillus lentulus is the source of this 1323-nucleotide messenger RNA. RefSeq names its product tRNA (adenine-N(1)-)-methyltransferase. The record is from RefSeq and is a predicted model, not a curated record. Lineage: Eukaryota; Fungi; Ascomycota; Eurotiomycetes; Eurotiales; Aspergillaceae. Gene Ontology annotation, molecular function: tRNA (adenine(58)-N1)-methyltransferase activity. Gene Ontology annotation, biological process: tRNA methylation. Gene Ontology annotation, cellular component: mitochondrion; tRNA (m1A) methyltransferase complex.
AUGGCUCGUCUUUUUCAAUCUCUGCGCCGAGCUUUGGGGCUGAUUCCCUCAAAGCCCGUCCCAAAAUUUUCGGGGUCAAUUGACACGAAUUUCUCUUAUUUUAGAGAGGGGGACAGAGUCGUUGUUCAUGGCAAAACUCCAUCAUUAACGAAGCCCCUUCGGAGAGGGCAGAAGACCGAUGUGCGACGAGGAGUACUGGAACACGAUAGCAUCAUCGGCCAGCGAGUACGAGAUCUUGUCAAGGCGCACAAGGGCCCUGACUACCGACUCAGCCUUCCGACCCUCGACGAAUAUGUUUCUAUGACACCCCGACUCGUCACACCAAUCUAUUCCGCAGAUGCCAACUUGAUUGUGUCCCUCCUCGAUAUCCACGUCACUCCCCCAGCAGAAGGAUCCCAGGAACAGCCACCGUUGGAAAUCCUCGAGUCUGGCACAGGUCAUGGCUCCCUAACUCUGCACCUCGCGCGCGCGAUCCAAGCAGCCAACUCAGUUCCACCUCCUCUCCCACAAAAGUCUCAGAUCCAAUACCUGCAGGGACGACCGAUCCGCCCCGGAACCGACGUGGAAAAGGCAGACCCCAAAUCAACCAGCAACACCGCCCAAGAAUCACCAGACGAAUCCGCCGAGCAGCAAACUCAACAACAACAAUGGGACACCUGGCGCGCCCACCGACGCGCCAUCAUCCACACCGUAGACGUCUCCCCCAAAUUCUCCGCCCACGCCGAGAAGAUCGUCCGCGGGUUCCGCCGCGGAAUCUACGCCGGUAAUGUCGACUUCUACGUCGGCCACGUAGAGAACUGGAUCGCAGUGCAGAAGAAGGCACGCGCAUCGAGUUCCCUUCUCUCGAGCAGCCCCACAGUCGAGCCGUUCCUCUCCUACGCUAUCCUCGACAUGCCGUCCGCACACCUGCGUAUCCCCCACGUCAGCCCAAUCCUGAAAAGAGACGGCAUUCUGGUCGUAUUCAUGCCGAGCGUGACCCAGGUCGGCGACUGCGUGGACCUCAUCCGACGGCAAAAGCUCCCCUUCAUCCUUGAGAAGGUCGUGGAGCUCGGCUCUGGCAUCAGCAGUGGUCGGCUCUGGGAUGUGCGGUUCGCCGUGAAGAAGUCGCGUGCGGACCCGUCCUCGUGGACUGAGGCCGCGGACUCGGCGGAGGCCGAGGAAGACUCUUCUGACGCUGGCGUGGAAAGCGUGCCUGCUGCUCUCGAAGAAGCUGCAAGGCAAGAGGAGAGCGUGCUGGUCUGCCGACCUAAAGUCGGGGCCAGGAUUGUGGGUGGAGGUUUUGUCGGCGUGUGGAGAAGGAUAGAAGAUUCGUCGAAGGAGUAG